AAAGACCCCCAGAUGAGCCUUCUGGCCGCCAGUCCCCCACCAUAGACCACGGCUCAGGCUGCGGACUGGUGUCUCUUCCCAGGGACGCUGUCCAUGCUGCAGUGCAACAUCUUCCCAGGGCUGCCACCCGACUUCCUGGACUCAGAGGUCAACUUGUUCCUCGUGCCCUUCAUGGACAGUGAAGCCGAGAGCGAGAACCCACCUCGAGCAGGGCCUGGUUCUAGUCCUCUUUUCUCGCUGCUGCCUGGGUACCGAGGCCACCCCAGCUUCCAGUCCUUGGUUAGCAAGCUCCGCAGUCAGGUGAUGUCCAUGGCGCGGCCUCAGCUGUCGCACACCAUCCUCACCGAGAAGAACUGGUAAGAGUUGUUUGGAGUGCAUUUGAGUGCCUGAAG
Molecule: messenger RNA, 392 nt
Organism: Alexandromys fortis (reed vole)
Lineage: Eukaryota; Metazoa; Chordata; Mammalia; Rodentia; Cricetidae
Product: nonsense-mediated mRNA decay factor SMG9-like
Exons: 2
Coding region: 94-360 (88 amino acids)
Biological process (GO): nuclear-transcribed mRNA catabolic process, nonsense-mediated decay
Source: RefSeq, a predicted model, not a curated record